Messenger RNA from Verruconis gallopava, 1612 nucleotides. RefSeq lists its product as uncharacterized. Bases 1 to 822 code for a protein of 273 amino acids. Lineage: Eukaryota; Fungi; Ascomycota; Dothideomycetes; Venturiales; Sympoventuriaceae. Gene Ontology annotation, biological process: DNA recombination. The record is from RefSeq and is a predicted model, not a curated record. The transcript has 3 exons.
AUGGAACAUAGAUCGCUGGGCAAGCGUCGCAAGCUUGACGCGGCGGUGAACAAGCCAUUCAAAUCGCCGCUGAAAACGAUUGCGGAACAGAGUGGCGACCGACAGGUCCCCUCACCUUCAGUGAUAUUACCAAAAGGCGCCAACGAGAAUUAUUCGAGCAUCACAUCCGUGACACCGUCGCCGUCGGAGUCAACAUCAUUUACACCUCUCAAGAGCCAUGUAAGACUGCACCAAGGGAAAGCCAGGCCGUUUGCUGCAUCUGCAACAUCGUCAGAUCCUGCCGUGUCUCUUGAAAUCCAAAAUACGUCACAUGAAAUACGUGUCUUGGAAUCAACCAUCUUAAAAACGCGUCAAGAUGUCGACACUCUCGAUCAAGCUUUGCGCUUGACAGGGUCGAACAAAGACGCCGAAUUAGACGAACUGACAGCCAAAUGGCGCAAAGCCGCGCGUGAAGCAGCGGAGCUCGUCUUCUCCGAAGUGAGGGACAAGGUCUUCCGUAUGGGUGGCGUGCGCGCGUGGCGUGAAAGACAGCGAGAAAUGGCCGAAUACAAUAAGUGGGAUGAGCCAAUCAAUCACGUCGACGAGGAGGUCUACGACGAGAACGGAGAUCUCGUUGAAGUCCGAAAGGUCAAGAGUGAAGGACAGUUUGAAGAGGAGUGGGAGUAUGACGCGAGAACGAAAACAGAAAAAGAGUACGAAGAAGACGGUGGCGAUGGUUACAGCGACGACGAUAGCUUCACAAUGGACAUGAUGCUCAAGAUGCUCAACAUCGAUCUCAGCGUUAUUGGUUACGACAAAAAGAGGCAGAGAUGGAUUGAUUGACACACCAUCACGCAAACAGACCAUGCUAUUUCAGCCGUACAAACGCAUCAGCCUUUGGGCAUCAGCAAAGACUGUUCUUUGGGCUUUGGGAUGAAUGUGACUUUUUGCCAAUUCGUCCGUGAACAGAAGCCCUCCAGAUUGACCAAGCCCCUCGCAAUACCUGAUGUACACGAUCCCAGCACAUCGCAAGAAGGCAUUUGGGGCCCAUUCUAUUGAUGCCAGCAGAAUUCAUGCCGAAGCACGAAGUAUAAAUUGCUCUAAUGUAUGGACAAGGUGACCCCUUCAGAACUAGACGACCUGAAUAUUGGCCUAAUCUGCUCCGCUCGUGCCAUCCAUGAAAGCAAGAUAAUUGGCGAAGGUGUUCCUUGACUUCUCUAACAGGUCUCUUCCAUCCUGCUUCCAUCGUAAGACACCAGAUUUGAGAUCGGCACUGGUUGGAGCUGUACUGGCCUGGUGGAUUUCUAACUGCAGCGGGGGGUUAUAUGCUUCCCUGUUGGUCAUGAUGCGAUUGAGGAUGGAUUACAUGUACAUGCUGCCCUACGACUAUCGCGAAUCACAGAUGGUUUUGAGCGUGUUCGUGCAUUUUGCUCUUGUACCUGACGUUCAUUGAUGUCCGCAGGGAGACCGGAGGCGUUGAAUAUUCUUCGCCAAUGUUAAACGUACAGACUGGGUGGUUUGUUCAGAUGAUGGCAGCAUGUGCGAGUCACAUCAGAUUUGCGUGACGAAGACUGUUGACGUGGACAUGUGAAAUGGGAUCAACGGCUAACACGGAGAGGGCACCAAACAUUAG